UCGGUGUGCUGGGACCGGCGUUGGUGUGUUUUUACUGACCUGAAGUGCGAGGCGGAAAUAGAAUGGGGAGAUUCAUAACGGUAUAACAUCAAAUUUGCAUUUAUCUACGGCUGGAAGCAGUUGUGCAUGAAAAAGGUGACUGCAGUGAUUCCCUUAAAAAAUAUUGCGAGUAGCGUCGAAGUGCUUUUUGGGGUAGUCUUCGAUUGGUUUGUGGUGAUUUAUGCAUGUGGGGUAAGUGGGCGGUGUUUUGAACGGUAACAGUAAAGGAAUAAUGAAACCAAGUAAGUGUGAGCCGUUGCGUGACACUGUGGCCGUUACCUGCAGGCACUGAGCUGUCUACUGUUCUGUCGACCUACUUUUAAGUUGCGCGUAAUCUCAGUGCAUUGUUGAAUUCGAAAAAUAACCUUCUAUUUAUAUGUGAGUGUGUGUAUAUAAUGUUGUCCUGAUUUAAACGAAAGUCAGGAGGCAGUGAUUUGUUUUCACAUUCGCGCCCUUAGUGAAUUAUUUAUAAUAGUGAAAACACGAAAAUAUAACUCCCAGUGUUGCCAACUGCAACCGUUAAGUUCGUCGUAAGAAUAGUCAACCUGAAAGGAUUGAGUGUAGUGGAAAACACCGAUCUUCAAAUUAAUGGCUUAUCAUAUGCGAGUCCGUACUACAAUAGUGAAUUUUUAAGAAAGUUUUCAGGUUUGUUAGGCUUUCGGUGCAUCCUCUAUCGACAUCAACAAAAAUUGUUAGAAUACAACGAUUUCGUCAGUGCACGUGAACGUGUAAAAUACUAAGAAAUGGAAGAUCUACUAAAUUCGGCAUAUUAUACAUGUGUCGAUAUCUUAUACUGUGGUGGAGCUGAAGGCGAAUCUCAUAUAAAAUGUGAUUAUUGGGACAACGUGUUUGUACAACGAAGGUAUAUUGCCUGUUUACACCAUUGCGCAGAAGGACACAUUCAGGCGAAAUCAGCAUAGUGAGGAAGUAUGGGUGAAGUUAUGGUAACCAUUAUCUGGAGAAUAAAGGAGAAUUUGCAAGAAAUAGCCUCGCAUAGAUAUUUCCAAAGCGAAAAACGAAAAUGAAAUUUUUCACGCAAGAACUGAUUCUAUGUUUCUAUGCAAUAAGUCUGCACGUAUUCAGUGUUUAUGUUCAUGGUGAUUGGCUCGUGUGCGGCGGUUGUAAAUGCAAAUGGAACUCUGGCAAGAAAACCGGUGAUUGCCGCAAUAUUUCUUUAGAAAUUGUACCUGACUAUCUUAGCUCUGAGUUACAAGUAUUGGAUCUUUCGUUUAACCGAAUUACUGUCAUUGAAGAGGAUGCUUUCCUGAAAAGCGGCCUUCAGAACCUCCACAAGCUAUUCAUACGAAAUUGCUCAUUAGAAUUAAUUCUUCCAAAGGGAUUGCGAGGUCUGGAAAUUCUAAUAGAAUUAGACCUGUCGAAUAAUCCAAUGAAAACCCUUUCGCCGGACGUUUUCGUCAGUUUAGUGAAAUUACGCUCAUUAAUUUUGAAUAAUAAUGCGAUAGAAACGCUAGAGAAUGGACUUUUUCGGAAUUUAGAAUAUUUGAAGAAAGUGGAGCUGCGGGAGAAUCGUAUUGUUGCGAUUGGAACUGAUGUGUUCGUGAAUGUGCCGGUGCUAUCGCAAAUUUUCUUAAGUGGUAAUCAACUGAGCUUCCUUCAUAAGGAAACGUUCGCGAGGCUUGCCCAUCUACAGAGUCUCUCACUCGAACUUAAUCCCUGGAACUGCACGUGCGAGCUGCAAGGUUUUCGUGAGUUUGUUCUCAGGCGGAACCUGUACACACCCCCCACUUCCUGUCACGAACCGCCUCAAUUGCGGGGGAUGCUCUGGAACGACAACCAAACCAUUCCAUUCGCAUGUAAACCCCACAUCUUUUAUCCACCCCGCGGUACCUCUAUCAACACAUCGAAGGAAAACGUGACACUUACAUGCCGUGUACAUACAUCUCCUUCUACUCUAAUCAAUUGGGAGUAUAACAAACAGAUUUAUUUAGGUAAUUAUCAGCGCGUCCACAUUCAGUCGAUAAGAGAUGAAAAACGUUUUAACGCCUCUGACCGAGAGUUCGGACAGGAGAUGGUCACGUCCCGUUUAACCAUAGUGGGUGCAGAGAAAAGUGAUGAGGGCUACUACGCGUGUGUAGCCUUCAACUCGGCAGGCAGGGAUGAAGUUGAAAUGCGGCUGUUGGUCGAGAAGCACAACCAUCAAAACAUUCUAAUCCAAAAUAAUCUCAUUAUUGUGAUAUGUCUCAUGGUCCUGGGACUUCUGUCUGCAUCCAUUUUCCUGGCUAUGAUAACGUGCUGUAUAUAUAAGAAAUUUCGAGCAAUAAAUCACCGGGCAGCCGAAGAACAGCAGCUUCAGCAAAAGCGAAAUUUUGGGGGUUUGAACGUCGUCAAUGCCGUCAAUGAGCCGUAUCACCCUGUUGGAGCUAGCAGCGAUGUGAACUAUAUGGAAAUCAAAGCAACGAAGUUGGAACCAGAGCACAUACGAAACGGAGAUGUCGGAAGUGCGGUGGUGGGCAACAUGAAGGAUUUCGCAAAUUUGGAAUCAUCACGGGAAUACUACCAUGGGAACAGUGGUCAAGGUCCAGUCCAUCAUCAAUCAAUACAGUUUGCUACAGAGGCUUUAUCAAAUCAUCAAAAGAGCAUCCUGGAUUCUAAUUCUAGCGACUAUCAACCUGAUUUGCUGCCAUAUAUGCCACAAUCGAUAUCGUUAAAUAGCUCCAAAUUAGCCAACCAUGCCAUCAGUCCUAAUUCACCACCUUUAGUAAAUUCAACGGGCGUAUGUGAUAACCAACAUUCAAGGGCUUACUACCAUUACCAGCAUCAUUUUGCUCACGUCUAUCCUUUACAAUUUCAACAAAAACAAGGGAAAGGCUUCGAGGAAAAUCAACAACAUAGAAUGGGGAUAAAACCGCACCAACCUCAACCUAACCUAAAGGAAGAUGAAAUUACCGAUACAAAUACAAAGUAUGGGAAGAAUUUGUUGAAGAAUCCAAAGACUGGCCAACAGUUGUCAUAUAGUUUCGAGGAAACUCCUCGAAAUAAGCGGACAACGUUAACUCCAGCGAACAAUGCAACGAUGACUGUUAAUAAAACACGACAUUACGAAGGGGUGUUUCUUCCCUUUGACCAUAAUAGCGUUUCGAAGAGCUCCAUAGUUAGAACUUCCCCCUCGUUAAAUUUUCUAUCAAACCACCAACAUCCGAGGCAAGAACUUCUGUGAUAACAGUGCGAUAUUGGUUCGGAACGGUUGUGCAUUGUUGAUAAAGCCUUGAUUGCAUAAGCAUUCCUGCUGUCUAUCGACUUUCUUUUUUUCCAGAACGGACCUACGCACUUUGGGGGAAUGAUUAAUAUAAAAAACGAAACCACCCUGAAUGAAGCUGAAGAAGGAAAAUAUGGUGGAGAAACGAACGUCUUUGCUGCAAUGGUGCUCUUUCUAUUCUACUUACAUAUAUAGAACGUAAAUGAAAACUACCGAACCUAUACAAAAAUGUCUAAGGAUCUAGGCUCAGCUCCUAUAAGGUCUAAAUUCUUCUUCCAGACGAAAGUGAGUUCAGGGCAUUUUUUAUGAAUUCCUCCUGCGGAAUAUCCCUCAUGUAAUUCAGCGUAUAAAUAGAAAGUAACGUGUGAUCGACUUUUAGUCGACUCUCCAUGCUUGAGUGCUGAAUAUGGUUGACAGUAGUUAUUGCAUAAAUUAUAAUUACGAACAUGAUUUUUUCCUUUGACUAUUUUAAAAUUGUUUGAAAUUUUAUAAUCAGUACAUAAUUUUGUCCUCCUUUAUUUUU
Messenger RNA from Hermetia illucens (black soldier fly), 3779 nucleotides. RefSeq lists its product as uncharacterized. The transcript is spliced from 3 exons. Lineage: Eukaryota; Metazoa; Arthropoda; Insecta; Diptera; Stratiomyidae. The coding region runs from base 1061 to 3217 and encodes 718 amino acids. Gene Ontology annotation, molecular function: protein binding. The record is from RefSeq and is a predicted model, not a curated record.